Messenger RNA from Marchantia polymorpha subsp. ruderalis, 1639 nucleotides. NCBI's taxonomy places the organism in Eukaryota, Viridiplantae, Streptophyta, Marchantiopsida, Marchantiales, Marchantiaceae. The record is from the annotation of a GenBank genome assembly.
GACCUUCCCACUGAUUUCCUUUCCUUCCCUGUCCUGUCCUGUCCUGUCAUUCACGAAACCGAGAGCGAUUGUGUCAGCACUCGCGCUAUUAAAACCUCGCCCUGCUCCUCAUUUCUACCACACUCUUCCUUCCACCAUCUCCACAAUCCUCUCACUCUCUCGCGCUCUCCAAAUCUCUGUCAUCGUCUCACUCUCCUCCUUUGCAGUCUUCUGAUCCUCCUCUUGCUGGAGGAGCUUCUGCUCGAGUUCACGAGAUCCUUAGAACGCUAGAGCUGUCCAGGAGCAGGCAGUGCGCUCAAUUUGGGCUGCAUCGAUUGAGCUGCUUGCAGCUUUGCCUUUCUUCAGAAACUUGAACGAGCUUUUUCUGCGGGUUCGGGUGAGCGUCUGAUUCGGGGACAAGUUUGGUGCCCUCGUGUGUUUGAGACGAAAUUAUCGAACCAUACUCGCCGAGUCCGUCGACAGGAACUCGGAAGAAACGAAGUCUUUCUGGGCCGACGUCGGGUCUCUCUCUCUCUCUGCGAGAAUUAAAUUUGGGGAGUCGCUUCGGCAAUUUGCGCUUGCGCAGCUCUGAUUCCAGUUCUCCGAGAAAGGGCGACGGGAAAUUAGAUUUUCUCGACGUUCUGGGCUUGAAGGAGGCGUGCGUGAAGGGUCGAUUCUGCCAGUGACAAAGUGUAGCGCAUUUCAUAGCACAGCGGAACAUCGCAGGUUGAGUUCGAGGUUGAGGUUGAGGUUGAGAUGGCGGUUACGUGCACGCAGAAGUGCGGUUUGGUGUGGCUACUGCUGAUUCUGAUGGGGUGCACAUUGAGAAGAUGCGAUGGCGCGAGCUUCUCGAAGCAGUACAUGAACAGAAGAAGAGCGGGAAACGGCGAUGGGGCAAACAUUCUGCAGGUCGGGGCCUGGGCUUCGACGGUGCCAUCGUACGCAUUGAAUUGGCCGCAGCACCAGGGCACGACGGAGGAUCUGGCCGAAGUGCGAGCGCAGGGCAUUUCCACCGGAGAGAACGACAUGUUGGCAAGUUGGGCCGACACCUCGGCCGCUGCGUCUGAAGACGAGCUCGACAUGGACUACCUCUGGACCGUCACCCAUGAGGACAUCAAGAAAUUCAAGUCCAACCCUUGCGCGCCCGGAAGAGAUUGCACGCACUACGAGCAGGCUGGAUACGUGUUCAACUCCAUGACCUUGUAGAAAGAAAGAACUUCAUUCCUCAACACCAUCACAGACAGACACAUUUCAUGAUCCGAUUCGGGGAUAAGGAGCCUUGCGUGCUUGCUACGAUGUUCCCUUGAUUGUACAGAUACGAGUUUUAGUUACGGGUUCCCUUCCAUUGUUCAUCAAUCUGCCGGAAGGGGAGUAUCCCUCGGCGCUUACAAGUUUUGAUAUUAGCCCAGCAGUAGACAAUAGACAGUAAGAUACAAUCUAGAGCCCUUCCGACGUAGAGACAACCUUAGGGAUUUGUAUGUACGAACACCAUUUAUCGAAGGUGAUGUUUUCUUUCCGGAGAUGUAGCUCGAGUUUAGAGAAAAGCUCCGAGAAAAGAAUAGUCAUUCUUAUUUUUUGAAAAAUUUCUCAUCAUCUUAUGGAGAUGCAUGCAGCGCAAUGAGAGAACUCCAAGAGAGUCAGUCAGUUUGGCCUCACUCUU